This is a messenger RNA of Kalmanozyma brasiliensis GHG001, 6906 nucleotides long. Its product is annotated as DNA-directed DNA polymerase, family B, multifunctional domain protein. Bases 1 to 6906 code for a protein of 2301 amino acids. Gene Ontology annotation, biological process: DNA replication; leading strand elongation; base-excision repair, gap-filling. Gene Ontology annotation, cellular component: epsilon DNA polymerase complex; nucleus. The transcript has a single exon. Gene Ontology annotation, molecular function: nucleotide binding; DNA-directed DNA polymerase activity; single-stranded DNA 3'-5' DNA exonuclease activity. The record is from RefSeq and is a predicted model, not a curated record. NCBI's taxonomy places the organism in Eukaryota, Fungi, Basidiomycota, Ustilaginomycetes, Ustilaginales.
AUGCCGGGCACCUUUGGACUCACAGGCCGUGGAUCCAACGUCCGUUCUCGCGGCACCUUUCGCAAACGAGGAGGCGGUCCACGCUCCGGCUCAUUCAAGAGCGCCACAGAAAAGGCCAUCGCCAAUGCGGCCGCACAGCUCGUCAAAGGCAUCGAAGAUGGCUCCGCCGUCGAGGAACGUUUCCAAGAAGUCAAGGAGCGCGACGAGAUUGACGAGAAACUCGGCUUCCACCGUCUAGAGCAAGGCGCCACAAAGCAAGCAUGGCUCGUCAACAUGCACCCCACCCUCCUCCGCGACCCAGAUCACCCAACAGGGAAGAGCGGUGUCGACUUCUACUUCAUCGAUGACGACGCCAGUAUGUUCAAGGCCACCGUCCUAUACCAACCAUACUUCCUCGUCGGAUGCAGACCAGGCUCUGAGAGCUCGGUGGAAGAAUGGCUCCGACGCAGAUUCGAAGGCCUCAUCCAAUCCAUACAGCGAGACCGCAAGGAGGACCUCAAGCUGCCAAAUCACCUGCUCGGCCAUCAACGACUCUACCUCCGACUCACCUUUCUCAACGUCCAAGACCUUCUCUCGGUCCGAAAGGAGCUCCUCCCCAUCGCGAAAGCAGCGCAAAAGAAGCUCUCGGCGGUAGACACGUACGCCGACGUGCUCAGCGCAGCCUCGGCAGCAGCAGCGAGUGCCUCCGUCGAGAUCGAAAUGGACAAUAACGGCGAGUCCUCUGGUCUGGUCGGCGACGACGGCUGGACAGGCGGACGAAAGCGAGCCGCCGCCAGCGCUCUUGACCCUGCCGAGUGCCUUGUCGACAUCCGCGAAUACGACAUCCCCUACUACCUUCGUGUCGCCAUCGAUCAGGACGUCCGUGUCGGUCUCUGGUACGAUGUCAGCUUCAUAGACGGCGUUGUCAGCCUCCAGAUGGUCUCGGAGCGUGUCAAGCGUGCCGAUCCGGUCGUCAUGGCUUUCGAUAUCGAGACCACCAAACAGCCACUCAAGUUCCCCGACGCCGAGACCGACGCCAUCAUGAUGAUCUCGUACAUGAUUGAUGGUCAAGGUUUCCUCAUCACCAACCGCGAGAUCGUCUCGGAAGAUAUUGAAGAUUUCGAAUAUACCCCCAAGGACGAGUACGAAGGUCCUUUCAUCAUCUUCAACGAAGCCGACGAGCUCGGCGUGCUGGAUCGCUUCUUCAGCCAUUUCCGCGAGGCGAGACCCACCGUCGUAGCGACGUACAACGGUGACUCGUUCGAUUUCCCCUUCAUCGACGCGCGUGCCCAAGCCCACGGCCUCAACAUGAUGAGCGAGAUCGGUUUCGCCAAGGACUCGGACAACGAGUACAAGUCGCGAGCGACGGCGCAUCUCGACUGCUUCCGAUGGGUGCAGCGUGAUUCGUACCUGCCUCAGGGCUCUCAAGGUCUCAAGGCCGUCACCGUCGCCAAGCUCGGCUACGACCCCAUGGAGCUCGACCCGGAACUCAUGACUCCGUACGCCAUCGAACAGCCUCAGACACUAGCACAAUACUCGGUAUCCGACGCCGUCGCCACCUACUACCUCUACAUGAAGUACGUUCACCCCUUCAUCUUUUCGCUCUGCAACAUCAUUCCCCUCAACCCGGAUGAGGUGCUCCGAAAAGGCUCCGGUACCUUGUGCGAAACGCUUCUCAUGGUGCAGGCAUUCAAAGGCAACAUCAUCAUGCCCAACCGUCACGAGGAUCCCGUCGGCAACACGUACAAAGGUCAUCUCCUCGAAUCCGAGACCUACGUCGGAGGACACGUCGAAGCCUUGGAAGCGGGUGUUUUCCGCUCCGACAUCGAGACCGACUUCCGCGUCGACCCUGCCGCGAUACAGCAGCUCAUUGACGAUCUCGACGCAGCCUUGCAAUUCAGCAUCCGAGAGGAGGGCAAGAUUGCGCUCGACGACAUCGAGAACUACGACGAGGUCAAGGCCGAGAUCCGCACGAUGCUCGAAGUCAUGCGCGAUCAACCGAUCCGCAAGGACCGCCCGCUCAUCUACCACCUGGACGUCGCUGCCAUGUACCCCAACAUCAUGCUUAGCUACCGGCUUCAGCCGGAUUCCAUGGUGAGCGAGGCCAUGUGCGCCACCUGCGACUACAACCGCCCAGGCAUGAAGUGCGACAAACGCAUGGACUGGGCCUGGCGAGGCGAGUACUUCCCUGCAAAGCGCGACGAGGUCAACAUGAUCCGCAACGCCCUCGCAAACGAGACCUUUCCGCCCAAAUUCGCCAACCAGUCCCGUCGCACCUACGACGACCUCGAGCAGAACGAGAGGACUGCUCUGCUUCACAAGCGUCUCGGCGACUACUCUCGAAAGGUCUACAGGAAGACGCACGAAUCCAAGACCGUCAUUCGCGAAGCCGUCAUCUGCCAGCGCGAGAACCCUUUCUACAUCAACACGGUGCGCGAUUUCCGUGACCGCCGAUACGAGUACAAGGGUCUCCACAAGACAUGGAAGAAGAACCUCGACAAAGCCGAUUCGCUGAACGACACCAUGGAAGCCAAGAAGAUGAUCGUGCUCUACGACUCGCUCCAGCUCGCGCACAAGUGUAUCUUGAACUCUUUCUACGGCUAUGUGAUGCGAAAAGGUGCACGUUGGUACUCGAUGGAGAUGGCCGGCAUCACCUGUCUCACGGGCGCCUCCAUCAUUCAGAUGGCCAAGGAGCUGGUCGAACGCAUCGGCCGUCCUCUGGAACUCGACACCGACGGAAUCUGGUGCAUGCUUCCCGGCGUCUUCCCUGAAGACUUCACGUUCAAGGUCAAGGGCGGCAAGAAGUUUGGCAUCUCGUACCCUUGCACGAUGCUCAACCACCUCGUACACGAAAAAUUCACCAACCACCAGUACCACGAACUGGUGGACAAGGAGACGGGACGAUACGAGGUGCGCAGCGAGAACUCGAUCUUCUUCGAACUCGACGGUCCGUACAAGGCCAUGAUUCUGCCCUCGUCCAAGGAGGAGGACAAGUUGCUCAAGAAGCGUUACGCCGUCUUCAACCCAGAUGGCUCGCUAGCCGAACUCAAGGGCUUCGAGGUCAAGCGCAGAGGAGAGUUGCAGCUCAUCAAGGAUUUCCAAAAGCAGAUCUUCGAAAAGUUCUUGCUGGGCACGACCCUCGACGAGUGCUAUGCUGCUGUCGCCAAGGUCGCCAAUCAGUGGCUCGACGUGCUUUACAGCAAGGGUUCGACCUUGCACGACGAGGAGCUCAUCGACUUGAUCGCCGAGAACAAGUCCAUGUCCAAGACGUUGCAGGAGUACGGCAGUCAAAAGUCGACGGCCAUCACCACCGCCAAGCGUCUGGCCGAGUUCCUGGGUGCUCAGAUGAUCAAGGACAAAGGAUUGGCGUGUAAGUUCAUCAUCAGCGCCAAGCCGUUCGGUGCGCCCGUCACAGAGCGUGCCGUGCCUGUCGCGCUCUUCAAUGCCGAGCCAUCCGUCAAGCAGCACUACCUCAAGAAGUUCUUGCGCGACAACUCGAUCACCGACUUUGACAUUCGCAACAUCCUCGACUGGAACUACUACAUCGAGCGCUUUGGCGGUGUCAUCCAGAAGCUCAUCACGAUUCCGGCGGCGAUGCAGAAGGUGUCCAAUCCUGUGCCAAGGGUGCGUCACCCCGACUGGCUUUUCAAGCGAGUGGCCGCACGCGAGGACAAGUUCAAGCAGAGGAAGCUUACGGACGUCUUCCACCCAGCUGCCAAGGCCACUUCAAUCGAGGCGAGCACAACCUCGAAAGCGGUGGCAGUGGCGACGGUGGCCAAGAUCACAGAGAUCGAGCCGGAAGUGGAAGAGGUGGCACCGGACAUGACCGUCGACUACGCCGGAUGGGUCGCGGUCAUGAAGAAGAAGUGGCGACGACAGCGACUGCAGAGGGCCAAAGAGCGCAAAGCCAGAGCCAACGGUGGCAGUGCGUUCGGCUCGUCAAGCUUCGGCAAGAGCGGCGUUGGCUCGCUCUUCUCGAAGCGAUCUGCCAACAUGGCAGAUGCUGUCUGGGACAUCGUGCAGAUCUCGCCCUCAUCGCGCGCAGGAGAGUAUCGAUUGUGGAUCUCGAUCGACCAGCACCUUCAAUCGCUCAAGCUCAAGGUGCCGCGUCAGUUCUACGUCAACUUCAAGAGCCACCCCGGCAAUGCUGUCUUCCUGUCUGGCAUCUACCAGGCCGAGAGGCUCGUCAAGACGCUGCCACGCGACACGCCCUGCCGCCACCUGUACCGCAUCACCGUCGACGAAGACGUCUACCAGGAGCAAGAGGCGCACUUCAGCAACCUCAUCCACCACCCCAACGUCGAAGGUGUCUACGAAAAGCAAUUACCGCUCGAUGUGCGAGCGCUCAUUCAGCUCGGCUCCACCUGCGUGUACGGCCGCAACUCGCAGGCGCAGAAGCUCAACCGAGCGCUCGACACCGGCUUCCGCCUGCAGGAUCUGUCUGCGCCCACCUCGGUCGACAUCUCGCCCAACCACAAGUAUCUGUCUGGAGGCGCCGGCUUCCGCUACUUUUACCUCUACCACGCCAACCGGGAUGGUCGCCACGUUCUGAGUCUCUUCAGUCCCGAGGGCGAGGUCAAGGUGCACAUCGUCGACAGCGCCGGUCUGCGGCAGGUGCCCAAUCUCGAAACCAUGUACGCGGACCGUGUUGCUCACAUGCGCAAACGUGGCAAGCUGCCCGAGGGAAGCGGAGUCUUCGAGUACAGCGACACGAUGCGUGUGGACACUCGCGUACACACUUCAGCGUCUCGUGCCUUCAAGGCGCUCGCUAAGGACCUUGCUACGCUCAAAGCUGUCAAGCAGGGCUCGGCCAUGUUGGCACUGUGCACUUCGAAGGACCAGGCGUACUACGAGUCGCGCAUGCCUAGCAUCGCCGAGUUCCCCAUCGUCAAGAUCGCCGCAGCCGCGCUCGAAGACGAGCUGCCGGCGCUCGGUUGGCAGCUCUACUCGGCACGCAGAAUGUUCCAGUGCUACCUACGAGCCUCGAGCUGGAUCCGAGGCUGGAUCGAUCUCGCGAGCCACUUCGACCUGCCGCUCGGCAACAUGGAGAAGGACUUUACCAUCUUUGGCGCCGACAUUGACUUUGCGCGACGUCUGGUCAAGCAGGACAUGGUGCUGUGGUGGUCGCCGCAUCCGCAGCCGGAUCUGGGUGGAAGGGAGCAGGACAUCCACGCGCAGUCGCGCUGGGACGAGCAGGAGUCGCUCGAGAUCAGUCACGCGGGUGCCUAUUCGACGGUCUGCCUCGAGGUGGGACUGGUGGAUCUGGCGGUCGACUCGGUGCUCCAGUCGGGCACAGUCAACGAGAUGGAGGGCAGCACAUCGGGCCUCGCCUUUGCAGGUGCCACCCACAAUCUGGACGAAUACUCCAAGGGAACCGUGGAGAGCUCGACGAUCCUCGGCGACUCGGUGCUCACCUCGGCCGUCUUUGCCGCGGUCAAGGGCAUGGUCAAGGCGUGGUACACGACCAAGCGACGCAGCCGCUCGCCAUACGCCGCUCUGCUGUCGGACAACUUUUGGCGCUGGGCGUCGUCGGAUGGUUCGGCGCUGUUCGAGCCGGCACUGCAGCGAUUCCUGUUCGGGCUAAUGAAGAAGACGCUCCUCCAGCUGCUCGCCGAGUUCAAGCGGUUGGGAGCCUCGAUCGUCUACGCCUCGUUCAAUCGGCUGUUCUUGCUCACGAGCAAGCCUACGGCGGCCAAUGCGAUGGCCUACUCGCGCUAUCUGCUUUCGGCGGUGACGAGUCGCGAGCUGUUCAAGCACGUGCAGCUGGACAUCAUCCACUACUGGGAGUACCUGCUCUGGAUGGACACGGCCAAUUUUGGCGGUGUCAUCGCCGAUGCCGAGUCGCUGGUCGCACCGAGGGAGGACCAGGAGGAGGAGCGAGAUAGGCAGAUUGCAACAGCGACCUUCAACGUCGAGAUGAAUUGGAACAUCCAAACUUUCCUGCCUCUGGCGGUUCAGGAGAAGUUCUCGGUUGCGGUCGGAUCGUUCAUCUACAGCCUGUACGAGUUCAAGCGUCGUGCGGCGCUGGCUGGGGAGCACGAGCGCACGCCGCUCCGCGCUGUGCUGGAGCCUAACACGCCAGCCAACCAGGUCACCCCUCAUGGCGAGGCUGGCGGCAAGGAUCAAGAAGCUGCACCCGGCGCAACCGUGGGUACGGCCGCCAAGUUCACCACGGACCUCGUCAACCACACCAUGACGCGCAAACUGCUCAAACAACUCUCGGAGCUCAAGUCGGCGAUGCAGAUCUCUUCGGACGAGAUCAACGCGGCAGUGGCGCGGGAGGAGGACGAGGCGUACGUCGACAUGCUCACGGUGGAGCAUCGGCGGAUGUGGUCCUUCCCCGCACUCCCUGGCUCCUGGCUCGCUCUGUCCAAUCCCUUGCUCGAGUUCAUCAAGACCACCACGGCGGUUCUCGCGCUAUCGAAAGAAAGCGCGAUUGAGGUGCAGAUCAUGAAGCGCAACCUGCUCGACAUGAUCAACGUGCGCGAGUUUUCCACCGAAGCGGAGUUCCGUAAUCCGUGCGAGCCGUUCAAGCUCCCGCUGGUGAUCUGCACGUUCUGCAACGACGAUCGAACGCUCGAUCUGUGUCGCGAUGCGGAUCUGAUGCCCACGACGGCAGGCGAGGCGCCCAAAUGGAAGUGUGCCAAAUGCGCUUUCCCCUACAACAUCGCCCAUUUGGAGAUGCGUCUCAUCAACAUCGCCACUAGCUACCUCGAAAGCUUCCAUCUGCAGGAUCUAAGGUGCAACAAAUGCGGCAGUUUGAAGCAGACCAAUCUCCAACCGCACUGCGAGUGCAGUGGCAGUUUUGGAUUGAUGGUGACCAGGAAGGAGACGUUGAAGAAGCUCAAGAGCUUAGCGACGAUCGCCGAGUUCCAUGGGUUGGAGACGGUCCAGGCUGCCGUGGAGGGGGUGGUUGCGCUGGUGUAA